GCACUACGCACUGGGCUGUCUGAAGAAGUGCGUUUCCUUUUCAAGGGCCCGUGUGUUUGUGUGUGUAUAUGUGUGUGUGUGUGUGUUUAAGUGUAAAAGACAGCUGUAGUCCCUGGGUGUGCUGCGCUUCCGUAACGCUUAAAAACCUGCUCGCUUCAGGCGGGUUACCGUUUAGCGACUUCUCCGGUCUGUGAAGCGCUGCAACAGGUGUGUUUUUUAAAAGCCGAACCGUUUGUUUCCUCGCGCGUUGUGUUUUUAAAUUUGAAGCGCAUUCGGUCGCCGCUGUCUUAAAGGUUUUUGGGGCAAUAUUUGUACGCACGGACGAGCCGAUCAUCUUUUGUCUGCAUUGAUGUUAGAGGAAAGCUCUCCGGAAGAUCUGUUUUGCCGAACGUGUGAAUGAACACUUGUAUAGCGUUAUCUUCUGUUGAUACAAUCUAACUUCAGUGGGGUUGACCCACACAUGGACUAAGUGGACAAGUCUAAAACAUCUCAACUUUAAGGCAUUUGGACACCAAGGGCUGAUCAUCUACAGAACACAUAGAUCUUUGGCCAGUUCUGGCUGCAGCUGUACACCUCAGACUCAGCUCUGAUGUUACCGGCUGAAACGGGUCGACUGUGAGAGGACGAUUUCCCUCAGUUAUGUCUACCUUUGAGACGAUCUGGCCUCCCGGCACCGAGUGUGUAGCCAGGUACAACUUUCCUGGAACGGCCAACCAGGACUUGCCCAUGUGCAAAGGAGAUGUCCUUACUAUAAUUGGAGUAACUAAGAAUUUGUCUGCUGGUGCUUCCUUCCAGGAUCCAAACUGGUACAAAGCAAAAAAUGCAGCAGGACGAGAGGGUAUCAUACCAGCAAACUACGUUCAGAAGAGAGAAGGAGUGAAAUCAGGCGGUAAACUGAGCCUUAUGCCAUGGUUCCAUGGAAAAAUCACACGCGAGCAGGCCGAGAGGCUGCUUUACCCCCCAGAGACAGGCCUCUUCCUGGUGCGUGAGAGCACCAACUACCCUGGCGACUACACCCUGUGUGUCAGCUGUGACGGCAAGGUGGAGCAUUACCGCAUCAUCUACCACAACGGCAAACUGUCCAUCGAUGAGGAGGAGUACUUUGAAAACCUCAUGCAGCUCAUGGAGCACUACACUAAUGAUGCAGAUGGACUUUGUACCAGACUUAUCAAACCUAAACUCAUGGAGGGGACUGUGGCGGCCCAGGAUGAGUUCUCAAGAAGUGGCUGGGCUCUGAAUAGAAAAGAACUGAAGCUCAUCCAGACUAUUGGAAAGGGAGAGUUUGGAGAUGUGAUGGUCGGAGACUACAGAGGCAAGAAAGUAGCGGUGAAGUGUAUCAAACAUGACGCAACAGCGCAGGCCUUCGUUGCAGAGGCUUCUGUCAUGACGCAAUUACGGCAUAAUAACUUGGUACAGCUGCUGGGGGUGAUCGUGGAAGAGAAGGGCAGCCUCUUCAUUGUCACUGAGUAUAUGUCCAAGGGUAGUCUAGUGGACUAUCUGCGCUCCAGAGGACGUAGUGUUAUUGGUGGAGAUCGUUUGAUCAAUUUCUCAAUGGAUGUCUGCAAGGCGAUGGAAUAUCUUGAGGCCAAUAACUUUGUGCACAGGGAUCUGGCAGCUCGUAAUGUUUUAGUGUCAGAAGACAACAUAGCAAAAGUCAGUGACUUUGGCCUUACCAAGGAAGCAUCAUCUACUCAAGAUACAGCCAAACUGCCUGUUAAGUGGACUUCACCUGAGGCCUUAAGGGAGAAGGCGUUUUCCACUAAGUCAGAUGUAUGGAGUUAUGGCAUCUUACUGUGGGAGAUCUAUUCCUUUGGUCGGGUACCUUAUCCAAGAAUUCCUCUGAAGGAAGUUGUCCCACGUGUAGAGAAGGGCUAUAAGAUGGACGCCCCAGACGGCUGCCCGGCGGUGGUGUAUGACAUCAUGAAGCAGUGCUGGACUCUGGACCCUGUGGCGCGUCCCAGCUUCAGAGAACUGAGACAGACACUUCAAGAUAUCAUAGCCAAUGAGCUUUACCGAUAAAAGACAAAAACUAGAGGAAAAAACACAAAGAGGAAGACCUUCACGGGACCAUUCUCAUACAGUCUGACCAAAAUCUACUCUUAAAGCAGUGGACUUGGAAAAACAUCAGCAGACAUUUUCUUUUGCAAGUGCACUCUUUUUUUCUACUUUGCAUCGCUUUCAUGGCUUGAUUUUCUUAAUUUUGGGGAGGCUGGCCUUCUCUACAACAACUCACCUCUUUUUGAUUUAGAAGAUCUUCAGCCUCCUCUGAUAUGUCCUCAUACGCUUCCUUAUUUUGGACUUUUGAUUAGCAUAUAGGAUUUUCUGCCAAAAAAAAAAAAAAGAGAGAAAAUCAGCCAAUAUCAUCAGACAAUAAAUAUCAUUAGAAAUGCUAUAUGAUGGCACCCAUAAGGCUGGUUGUCUGCAAAAUAAACCAAGAACAAUAAUUGGCACUUAGGGAGACCGUAUGCUCAUCCAAAACUGUUUUCCGUUCCAGUAGCCAAUGAAAUCCACCAGAGAAUCUUUCUUCCAUUUCACAGUGCCUUUACACCAGAAGUCUGUUGUUGUUUUUUAUAUAUGUUGUUAAGAAGCGCUUGCAUUUCCUGCUCUCUUGCUCAUCUUUUCAAACAUGCGUCAGUCUGAGCCUCAAAACCAGAAAGGAUGAAUAUAAACAUUGUGGGCCUUUAAAAAGAGAUGGCUUGUGUGGAAGCCGGGUUGAUUUAAUAUAUAAAAAAAAAAAAAAAAUGUAAUAGUAAAACUGAGAAAUUAUAUAAAAAGGCCACAAAUACAGAUUUGAGAAAUAUUUGUGAUGUAUGUUGACUUUUGCGAAGGACCUAAUUUUAUCUUAGUAAUUUUCAUAUUUUUUUCUUUGCUGCCAUAUUUCAGAAAAAAUCAUUCCACCUGAACAGUUUGAUAAAAACAAAAGAUAAAGACAAAAAAAUAAAAAGGCUGCCAAAAAGC
Messenger RNA from Cyprinus carpio (common carp), 2958 nucleotides. RefSeq names its product tyrosine-protein kinase CSK-like. NCBI's taxonomy places the organism in Eukaryota, Metazoa, Chordata, Actinopteri, Cypriniformes, Cyprinidae. The record is from RefSeq and is a predicted model, not a curated record. Gene Ontology annotation, molecular function: protein tyrosine kinase activity; ATP binding; protein binding. Gene Ontology annotation, biological process: protein phosphorylation; adherens junction organization; regulation of Fc receptor mediated stimulatory signaling pathway.